This is a messenger RNA of Halteromyces radiatus, 1602 nucleotides long. RefSeq names its product Phosphomethylpyrimidine kinase-domain-containing protein. The record is from RefSeq and is a predicted model, not a curated record. NCBI's taxonomy places the organism in Eukaryota, Fungi, Mucoromycota, Mucoromycetes, Mucorales, Cunninghamellaceae. Gene Ontology annotation, molecular function: thiaminase activity; phosphomethylpyrimidine kinase activity; hydroxymethylpyrimidine kinase activity. The coding region runs from base 29 to 1573 and encodes 514 amino acids. Gene Ontology annotation, biological process: thiamine biosynthetic process. The transcript is spliced from 8 exons. Gene Ontology annotation, cellular component: cytosol.
UUUUUUUUUUCUCCUUAUAUUUUAUUUUAUGACUACGACUACAAAGAUACCGACUGCAUUGACCAUUGCUGGCAGUGAUAGUGGAGGAGGUGCUGGUAUUCAAGCAGAUAUUAAAACCAUGUCAGCACUUCAAGUAUAUUCAACAUCAGUAUUAACGUCUAUUACUUCACAAAAUACUUUGGGUGUGGAUGGGAUUCAUCAAUUACCACCAGAGUUUGUACAACAACAACUUCGAGCUGUUCUUAGUGAUAUUGGUGCGAAUGCAAUCAAGACAGGCAUGCUUUCUUCUUCAAGUAUUAUCUCGGCUGUAGUGGCAACAUUAAAGGAAUUCCCUGAAGAUUCUCGUUAUUUAGUGGUUGAUCCUGUUAUGGUCUCAACAAGUGGAUCUCGUUUACUUCCUCAAGACGCUGUUCAAGCAUGUAUUCAAGAAUUAUUACCUAUUACUUAUAUUUUGACUCCCAAUGUCCCUGAAGCUCAGGUAUUAUUAUCAAGCUCAACCGAUCAACAACAAGAAAAUCUUACUAUUCAAUCCGUGGAUGAUAUGCAUACUGCUGCCAAGAAACUUGCUAGUUAUGGUCCUCGAUUUGUACUUCUGAAAGGUGGUCAUUUACCUCAAAUUCGACAUGGGUCUAGAUGUGUCGUCGAUGUACUUUAUGAUAAAUCUACAGAUCGUAUUACUGAAUUGGUCAAUCAUUAUAUUGAUACGCCAAAUACUCAUGGAACCGGUUGUACUCUAUCUGCUGCCAUUGCAUCAGAACUUGCCAAAGGAAUAGAACCAUAUGAAGCUAUCAAAAAAGCUACCACUUAUAUUCAAGAUGCUAUUGCAACAUCAAUGGAAAGUGUAGGUAAAGGAUCGGGUCCUGUCAAUCAUUUUCACAAUCUUCGAUGGAUGCCAUAUACUGGGAAAAGUUUUGUACAAGCUUUACGUGAUGCUCUUCCAGAAGGUCUUUGGAGUGAAUUUAUUGAUCAUCCUUUUGUACGUGGAAUGGCUGAUGGUACAUUACCCAGGGAAGCAUUCAUUCAUUAUAUCAAACAAGAUUAUCUCUAUUUGGUGAAUUAUGCUCGAAGUGCAGCAUUGGCUGCUUAUAAAUCCAAAGACAUUGAUAUGUGCGCCGCCAAUGCGAAGAUUGUACUUCAUAUUCAUCAUGAAAUGCAAUUACACUUGGAAUAUUGUGAACAAUGGGGAAUCAGUAAAGAAGAAGUGUUGUCCACUCCUGAAAGUGUUUAUAACAUUGCUUAUACUCGAUUCGUUUUGGAUAAAGGCGCUAGUGGUGAUCAAAUGGACCUUCAAGUGGCUAUGGCACCCUGUUUACUUGGUUAUGGUGAUAUUGGUAUGAAAUUAUUCAAUGAUCCCAACACAAAACGUGAAGGAAACCCAUAUUGGAAAUGGAUCUCUAACUAUGCACAGGAUGAUUAUCAAACUGCUGUGAAAGUUGGCAAAGAACUCAUGGAGGAAUUGGCUAUUCACUGUGUAUCAACAUCCCCCACUAGAUUUAGAGAAGUGUGUGAUAUCUUUGAACAGGCUACUAGAUUAGAAAUUCAAUUUUGGGAAAUGGGUCUCAAUCAAAACUAGAAAUAAACUGUUUUAUUAUAUUACCAAUA